ACUGUCAAGUACCCGCCGAGUCUUCCUCCUCCCAUUUUUUUCACUUUCCACAAGCCACAAGUGCCGCGCUACUUUUCCUCCACCUCGGCCUACAAAGCCUCCGCGCUCCUGCGCCGGCGAGCCGCUUUCUUGCAAAGCAUUUUCUUUCCUCCCCUGCUCUCCCGCAUCCACAUUCUUCCUUCUCGUUUCGCCGGCGCAGGAUGGCAAUAGACCACGCGUCCCCUCUUGCGCUCAAGAGCGGCGGCGCCGCCACGGGAGGAGCGGGGCGUGACGAGGAGGCGGGGAACCAGCGGUGGCCGCCGUGGCUGAAGCCGCUGCUGGCGACGAGCUUCUUCGUGCAAUGCCGGGCGCACGCCGACGCGCACAAGAGCGAGUGCAACAUGUACUGCCUCGACUGCAUCAACGGCGCGCUCUGCUCGCUCUGCCUCGCCCACCACCGCGACCACCACGCCAUCCAGAUUCGGAGGUCGUCGUACCACGACGUGAUCCGGGUGUCGGAGAUACAGAGGGUGCUGGACAUCACCGGCGUGCAGACGUACAUCAUCAACAGCGCGCGCGUGGUGUUCCUCAACGAGCGCCCGCAGCCGAGGCCGGGCAAGGGGGUCACCAACACCUGCGAGGUCUGCGAGCGCAGCCUCCUCGACUCGUUCCGCUUCUGCUCCCUCGGAUGCAAAAUCGUAGGCACGUCCGGCGGGCACCGGCCGAGGAAGAAGCACGGCGGCGUGGGCGGCGGUGGCAAGAAGAAGAGAGCGGCGGUCAAGGACGCGCGGUCGGACUCGGAGCACUCGUGCACGAGCACCAGCGGCGGCAGCAGCGACAGGAGCAGCGUGGUGCAGAGCUUCUCGCCGUCGACCCCGCCGGCCACCUCCAGCAGCUACCGCGCCGGCAACAAGCGCCGCAAGGGCAUCCCGCACCGGUCGCCGUUCGGCAGCCUCAUCGUGGAGUACUAGGACAGCGCACAUGCCAUGCCUGCCCUGAUCAACACUCUAGCGUACUGUACACGUGACAUGGCCAAGAAGGUAAUGGCUGCGCGCCGUGAACGGCGAGCCCCGUGCCGCCGUCGAGGGGCACGAGCAGUGAGCACAUACUAUAGCGUGUGACUUUCAGUUUGUUGCAGACUCUUCAGUUAUAGCUAGUUACCACCGGUAAAACCGUAGCGUCCGUUAUACUGUAAGUAACUUGCAGCUCCAUGACGACGACUAAGUUUUGCAAUACACUGUAGUAAACUCCAUGCCCAUAUGGUUAUGAGGCUUAUGGCACUAAGUAGAUCGUAAAUGUGCCCAUAGAUGAUAGAUAAAUGUAUCACGUAGUGUGUGGAGCAGGAGGCCAGUGCGGUGGUGUUCAUGUACGUGCACGGGCCAUGUAAUAAAAAUAAGAAUGCUGCUCA
Messenger RNA from Aegilops tauschii subsp. strangulata, 1387 nucleotides. RefSeq names its product protein RGF1 INDUCIBLE TRANSCRIPTION FACTOR 1. NCBI's taxonomy places the organism in Eukaryota, Viridiplantae, Streptophyta, Magnoliopsida, Poales, Poaceae. The record is from RefSeq and is a predicted model, not a curated record.